Danio rerio (zebrafish) is the source of this 1179-nucleotide messenger RNA. RefSeq names its product potassium large conductance calcium-activated channel, subfamily M, beta member 2a (gene kcnmb2a). NCBI's taxonomy places the organism in Eukaryota, Metazoa, Chordata, Actinopteri, Cypriniformes, Danionidae. Gene Ontology annotation, molecular function: calcium-activated potassium channel activity. The record is from RefSeq and is marked provisional. Gene Ontology annotation, biological process: potassium ion transport; potassium ion transmembrane transport. Gene Ontology annotation, cellular component: membrane.
AUUUUAAAAACCCUUACAGGUCUCGAGAGGAGCAAGAGGAGGCUGACGGUUAUUGACGCAACAUGCUUUCUUGAAAUUUCAUUGCUCUGCUUUGGCUCGAAUCUAUCGAUACAGGUCUGUCCAGAUUUCUUCUCACUGACAGGAAUGAGACAAGAUGUUCUUUGUGAAGGGGGUCAGAACAACACAAGCCACACAACAAAGGGUGAUUUAUAAGCGGUUGUGGGGACAUGAGCUGAAGGACAAAAAAAGGACAGAGACGGCGCUGAAGGCUGGGGAGGACAGGGCCAUUCUGCUGGGUUUGAGCAUGGUGUUCAGCUCAGUCAUGAUGUACUUUGUGAUUUGUAUCACCAUGGUGCGUGCUUAUGCAGACAGUCUAUUGAUCGAUGAGACCACCUGCACUGUGCUGAACUCCUCUCUGACCAAGGAAAUCAACUGCUCCUACAACUGUGGCUCUGACUGCUGGCGAAGCUCGAAAUACCCCUGUCUGCAGGUCUACGUCAGCCUGAAUGCCACCGGUCGCAUCGGCCUGCUCUCUCACAAUGAGGAAAUGCUGGAUGUCAGUUCUGAGUGUUUUUAUGUGCCAAAAUGCCAGAAGGACCACACCGCCAUGCGCGUUCUGAUCCAGAAUAUUUCGGAUCACCUGAAGAUGCAGCAGCAGGUCAGGUGUUUCCACGAUCCCAGCGAGCAUCAGGCCAGUAUCCUCCUGAAGCGAAUCUACGGCAGCGCUUCGCUUUUACACUCGCUCUUCUGGCCAUCCUGCAUGUUAUCCGGAGGAACGCUCAUCAUCCUCAUGGUCAAGCUCACGCAAUACCUCUCCAUACUGUGUGAACAAAUCGACAAAGCCCCGAAGUGAAAGCCGCACAGACAUCGACUGACUAGGUGAAGCAAACGGAGGGAGCUUUUCAUUUCUCCUUCAAAUGGUUUUUCGGAUUCCUGCUGUUCAAGGAUUGACUGGAGAUUGAUGUUAGUCUUCCAUGACUAAGCAAUAUUGUGUCCACAAAUCAUAUCGCUGGAGUAGCGGCGUAAGCCAAAUGGGCUUAUAGUGCUUUUGGGAUAAAGGUAUUAAAAAUAUAAACAAUGCAAUAUGUAUGCAGCUGUUUGAAGCAGCGUCUGACAUCCUUUGAAUAAUCUUGUAUAAAUCAUGUGUUUGUUGGAUAAUGUAAAUAAAUUCAGGGCUCA